Molecule: messenger RNA, 2595 nt
Organism: Phycodurus eques (leafy seadragon)
Lineage: Eukaryota; Metazoa; Chordata; Actinopteri; Syngnathiformes; Syngnathidae
Gene: adrb1
Product: adrenoceptor beta 1
Exons: 1
Coding region: 83-1264 (393 amino acids)
Biological process (GO): adenylate cyclase-activating adrenergic receptor signaling pathway; norepinephrine-epinephrine-mediated vasodilation involved in regulation of systemic arterial blood pressure; positive regulation of heart rate by epinephrine-norepinephrine
Cellular component (GO): membrane
Molecular function (GO): beta1-adrenergic receptor activity
Source: RefSeq, a predicted model, not a curated record
CCGCGUCCCCGCCGAUUGACAUCCCGGGCGGGUGCAGUCGUCUGGAGCUCCAGAUGGAGUUGGUUGGCGACGGGAGCCCGUCAUGGGGGCCGCGGACCCCCGCAACGGCACCGAGCCCGACGGCGGCGGCGGCGGCGGCGGCCGGCCGGCGUCGUCCGAGGAGUGGGUGGCCGGCAUGAGCCUCCUGAUGUCGCUCAUCGUGCUCGCCAUCGUGCUGGGCAACGCGCUGGUGAUCGUGGCCAUCGCCCGGACGCAGCGUCUCCAAACCCGCACCAACGUGUUCGUGGUGUCCCUGGCGUGCGCCGACCUGAUAAUGGGCGUGCUGGUGGUUCCGUUCGGGGCGGCGCUGCAGCUGCGCGGCGCCUGGGACUACGGCUCGUUCUUCUGCGAGUUCUGGAUCUCCGUGGACGUGCUGUGCGUCACGGCCAGCAUCGAGACGCUGUGCGUCAUCGCCGUGGACCGAUACGUGGCCAUCACGGCGCCCUUUCGCUACCAGAGUUUGCUCACCAGAGCCCGAGCCAAGGCGGCGGUGUGCGCCGUGUGGGGGGUCUCGGGGCUCGUCUCCUUCCUGCCCAUCCUCAUGCACUGGUCCCGGGAUAGCGCGCACACUGCGUGCUACGAGGACCCGGCGUGCUGCGACUUCGUCACCAACCGGGCGUACGCCGUCUCCUCGUCCGUGGUGUCCUUCUACCUGCCGCUGGUGGUCAUGGUGUUCGUGUACGCGCGCGUCUUCCGGGAAGCCAAGCAGCAGCUGCGGAAGAUCGACCGCUGCGAGGGCCGCUUCCACAUCCACUCCAGCGGCGCCAGGUGCAAGAGGAAGCCGCCGCGCAUGGCCGCGCUCCGGGAGCACAAGGCGCUCAAGACGCUGGGCAUCAUCAUGGGAACCUUCACCCUGUGCUGGUUGCCCUUCUUCGUGGUCAACGUGGUGCGCGUUUUCGGCGCCGAGCUGGUGGACGAGGACCUGUUCGUCUUCCUCAACUGGCUGGGUUACGCCAACUCGGCGUUCAACCCGGUCAUCUACUGCAGGAGUCCGGACUUCCGCAGGGCGUUCAAGAGGCUGCUGUGCCGCCGGCCCCGGCCCCGGAAGGAGCGCAUGCUGCACGUCAGCUCCUGCGACCUGAGCCGCUACUCGGCCGGCUUGGUGGUGACCUCCUCGCUGGAGCCCGCGGGAGGCGGAGGGACGCUGAUCGGCCUGUGGACAGACAACGGCGACAGCAGCCUGGCCGGAACCGGGAGGCCGGCCCGCUCCGAGUCCCGUUUUUGACUCCGAACGCGCCUUCACUUCUUCUUUUUGUGCGUUACACUGUGACCACGCAGGAGCCAAUUUUGGAAUUUUAAAACCCCGAAGUGCUUAAUUUCGACCCGAAAGAUCAACCUUAUUGACCUAAUGAAGGCACGACAAGAUCACAAAUACUGAAUAAGUUCUUAAAGGUUCAAUGCAAAUGUAUUGAACUUAAAAAGUUAAAUACAACUGAACUGUGCCUGGGCAGUGAUUCUUUCAAGGACCACGAGAGGGAGCUAACAUGCACAGUUUGCAAAUCACGGAUCUAGCGAAGGAGCAUUUAUUUUCUCUGCUUGAUCGAUAGAUGAACAAAGAUAUAUCAAUUGUAGUGAAUACAGUUUUGGGGCCCGAUUAAGUUCAAUUGGAUUGUGCAUUCAAACCUUUAUUGAGCCAAGACAAAGUAUGAAUACUGAAAUAAUUAUCUUGAGUUUUAAACUUAAAUUUAAGUUCAUUAAUUGUAAAUUAAAAAAAAAAAAAAGAUUUUACGCAAACAUUUACUAUUAUAAAAUACUGUAACAUUGAAAAGAGCACUGAAAUUAGUACACCACUGACAUUGGCUUACUUAAAAAAACAUUAUGAUGAAAACAUGGGGAAAUGUAUAUUUCUGGAUGACGAUCAAAAAAAAAAAAAAAUCCCACAAUACACUUCCUUCCCCCCGAAAUUUAGUAUGACUUUCUAAAAAAACAAACAAACAAAAAAAAACCCCUAAUGUGUCUUUCUAAUUGAGCCAUUGAAAACUAGAAUGGGCUAACUCCAUUUAGGUCCUUUUUAGUUUUAUGGCUGCCGUUUACAGGUUAGUACAAUAGGGAUGUAAGUCCAAACCUCUAUCAAAUUAAUAUUUCACGAAAGAUCAUAAUUGACAUUCAUGUAUACUAACAUGCAGAUGUACCGGCACCCAAGAUAAAAGGGGGGGGGGAGUCUCUAGUGCAACAAUGGAUUAACCCCCAAAAUUGGAUCUUAACCUUGUCAUUAGCAUCAACUUAAUGGUUUCCAAAUGAUUCCAAAAGGUCCAGACAGCGCACAAUUCCUUUAUAGGUUUCCUUGUAUUCAUUUGAAAUGUGUAAAAUGAUGAUAGUUCUCACUAACUGGACAGCAAGGAUGUGUUGUACAGUGCAUAUUUUAUUUAAGCUCCCCUUGUGUUUUACCUCACAGCCGUCGACAAGUGCAAUUGCUGCCCAAUUUGUUUAUAUAAAUAACGUUACAUAUUUCUGUACAUGAGGUUGCGGGUUUGAUUCCCAAAAAUAGUGUUGAAUGUGACUUUAUAUGCCGUUUGUGAGUGUUCUGUGGAAUAAUAAUAAAAAAAAAUUAUUGCC